Messenger RNA from Cataglyphis hispanica, 993 nucleotides. It is a transcript of the gene PrBP, whose product is annotated as retinal rod rhodopsin-sensitive cGMP 3',5'-cyclic phosphodiesterase subunit delta. Lineage: Eukaryota; Metazoa; Arthropoda; Insecta; Hymenoptera; Formicidae. The record is from RefSeq and is a predicted model, not a curated record. The coding region runs from base 137 to 580 and encodes 147 amino acids. Gene Ontology annotation, cellular component: cytoplasm. Gene Ontology annotation, biological process: sensory perception of light stimulus. The transcript has 4 exons.
CCCCAUCGGAAGUCAGAAUCGGAAGUUCGCUAGUGUUUACAAUUCAGUGAUUCAAAGAUAUGGCGGAUCAAUAAUUUGCGUUCGCAUCGCGCAAGUAGUAAUUCUAGUUUAUUCUAUCAAUUCGUCGUGCCUAGAUAUGCCGUCCCGUGGAGAGGAUAUUCUCAAAGGUUUUCAAGUUAAUUGGAUGAAUCUGCGUGAUGCCGAUAACGGGAAAAUUUUAUGGCAGGGUAACGAAGAUUUAUCUGUACCUGACGUAGAACAUGAAGCACGUGUACCAAAGAAAAUUCUACGAUGUCGUGCAGUAUCGAGGGAAAUUAAUUUCAGUUCUGCAGAGCCAAUGGAAAGGUUUCGUUUGGAGCAAAAAGUAUUAUUCAAGGGUCGUUGCUUAGAAGAAUGGUUCUUUGAAUUUGGAUUUGUUAUUCCUAAUAGUACCAAUACAUGGCAGAGUUUGAUUCAAGCUGCACCAGAAAGUCAAAUGAUGCCAGCAAAUAUAUUAAACGGCAAUGUUGUAAUAGAAACAAAGUUCUUCGACGAUGAUCUCUUAGUGUCUACCAGUCGAGUCCGUCUCUUCUAUGUCUAAGGCGAUUUCCGAAUGGUCCUCAUAAUCAUGUAUAACAAUGGGACCAAUCAGUGUGAACAAGUUUUACAUAAUAAUAGAAGAAUACACACAGACAGGUUUUUACAAAUGCGGAUCAAUUUUCAUCUCUCUGAUCUCUUAUAUCAUAUAUUUUUUAUGCAUGUAUUAGCAAAAUGAUUUUGACAAUCUCAUAAUUUUAAGGUAAUUUACACCGUUAUAGAGUUCAAACACGCAAAAUUAUUAAUGAAGUUUUGCCAAAUAAUGGCAUUUUUGUUCAGACACGGCCUAAUGUAUCUAAAUUGCGUCUUUCAUUCUUUGCAAAGGAGAAACAUACUAUGCACUGUUAAAGCACAUGAUUUAUUAUUUAUUAAGCAUUUAAAUAAAUAUGUUAAGUUUUGUACAUAUUGUAAUACACC